GAUAUUUCUGUUACUUUUCGGGUGUGCGGUGCUUUGUAUGACCCGCCGUGUUUCAGGCUCAUAAGUUAUUUCGGAAGACUUGUGAUCUAGCAGCACUGGACCGGCACAGUGCGACCCGCUCGCUAAGUGGCCGGCUGACGAGUCUCGCGGACAGGUACGUGUGACGUCACGGCGCUUCCUCGCCGCCGCUGCCCCGUUUCCCCUCGCGACGCCGCUCCAGCCGCCGCCGCCGCCGCCUGGCCGUGGACGCCCGCGCCGCCCACCAUUUUUCAAUGUAGCUAACUGGCUAACAUCAUGACGGGCAUCGCCGCCGCCUCCUUCUUCUCCAACACCUGCCGGUUCGGGGGCUGCGGGCUGCACUUCGAGAAUCUGAACGAGCUCAUCGUUCACAUCGAGGACAACCAUAUCGACACGGAUCCCCGCGUGCUAGAGAAACAGGAGCUGCAGCAGCCAACGUACGUCGCUCUCAGCUACAUCAACAGGUUCAUGACUGAAGCUGCCCGUCGAGAGCAGGAAACCCUCAAGAAGAAGAUCCAGCCCAAACUAUCUCUGCCUCUGACAGGCGGUGUAUCCCGAAACAGUGUGUCGACACCCCCCCGGCACAGCAGUGGCAGCCUGACCCCACCCGUCACUCCACCCAUCACUCCCUCCUCCUCCUUCCGUAGCAGUACUCCUACAGGCAGCGAGUACGAUGAGGAGGAGGUGGACUACGAGGAGUCGGACAGCGACGAGUCCUGGACCACCGAAAGUGCGAUUAGCUCCGAGUCCAUCCUGAGCUCCAUGUGCAUGAAUGGGGGGGACGAGAAGCCUUUCGCCUGCCCCGUUCCCGGCUGCAAGAAGAGAUACAAGAACGUUAAUGGCAUCAAGUACCACGCCAAGAACGGCCACCGGACGCAGAUCCGGGUGAGGAAGCCCUUCAAGUGCCGAUGCGGGAAGAGCUACAAGACGUCUCAGGGCCUCCGGCACCACACCAUCAACUUCCACCCGCCCGUGUCGGCCGACAUCAUCCGCAAGAUGCAGCAGUAGUGCUGGUCGCCGUGCCAACUCAUCACACCAGCCUCCACCCCCACCCCGAGACCUUCCCCAACACUACAGUCGUACUGCAUGCUUUAACUGUUCCCAUUCGUUUCCCGUCUGUAAUCUGAAAUGGUGGAUUCCUGCAGAUUUAGUGGUUUUUAUACAUUUGCACACUUGUUAGCGUUACGUAUUUCUGCCGACUUUGUCAUUACGGUGCUAAAUGUUUGUUAAAAAAAAAAAAAGAAAAGAAAAAAAAAAACUAUGAAACGUAUCUUGGAGACAAAAUAGCAGCUGUGAGACCAGCCCGAUCCCUGACGCCAUCCCGAUGGGCACAGGUCACGGGAGGGCGCUGGGGCACGAACGGAGGGGAGAUUGACCAAUGGCGAGUUAGGGGGUUGGGAAUUAACGUCUCCACUCAAACUCCAUCAUUCCAACAGAAAGUAGUCUGGUAGUCGGCUAUCUAGGGUUAGCUUAAACAGCAAGCCAGUCGGAAUGUUUAUAAUCGACGUUAGUUAUUAUCUGGUAUAUGGCAAAUGUAUGUGAAAAUUAUGCCUUCAGAAUCAGUUUUGCAAUGUAUGCUUUAUUUCCCCGUUUCAUUCUGUAGCAUAUUUUACUCGCGAUACUUUGAGAGCAUUUUAGGCUUAAAAGCUGCUUAAAUAUUUAAAUUUUUUAAUUAUUAUUUUUUAAAGUUUAUCAGACCCAGAUAGUUAUGACUUCUCUGUGUUUGAUGCCAAAAGACGAUCUCAGGUCAAUCGUUUUGCCAGCAAUCGAGAAACGUGAUUCUGCCCAAACAUUCCCGCGACAUCUGGACCGAACAGUUUUCCUGGGAAUCCCCCACACGCGCGGCCCUGGUUUUCCCUCCUGAGGGCAGUUGGAGGACGGUCGUCCCCCUCCCCCCUCCCUCACCUGGAUGAAGUCUUUUUAAAGCGUUUUGUUGUUUCCGUUGCCAACGACCCGCAGGGCUGCAGUGUGCCUGGGAGCCCGCAGUCCCGCAGGGAUGCAGUGUGCCUGGGAGCCCGCAGUCCCGCAGGGAUGCAGUGUGCCUGGGAGCCCGCAGAUCCGCAGGGCUGCAGUGUGCCUGGGAGCCCGCAGAUCCGCAGGGCUGCAGUGUGCCUGGCAGCCCGCAGUCCCGCAGGGCUGCAGUGUGCCUGGCAGCCCGCAGUCCCGCAGGGCUGCAGUGUGCCUGGGAGCCCGCAGUCCCGCAGGGCUGCAGUGUGCCUGGGAGCCCGCAGACCCGCAGGGAAAACAAAACUGACCCGAGAGCUAUCAGCCCGGCAGCACUGCUGUCGACACGCGUUUCAUCUGUCCCCCCCCCCCGUCCCAUGACUCCCUAGUAGGCCGUGCAUUUACCCGAUCUCUGACAGCCUUGUAUUUUCUAUCUCUGCAUUCCAGUAUAUGCCUAUGUAGCUUUAUGGUGAAACUUCGUGGAGUAUUUAGUUUGAACCUUAUCGAUUAGUAUUCUGCCCGUUUCGUGCAGCACGAGGUGUCUGUUUUAUCACAGCCCUGCCUCCUUUGGAAGGCGUCCGUACGGCGUGGAUAGGGACGCGGCGGUACGGUGAGAAAGCAUUCGUCCGCUAAGAGUGCUCUUCUCAGCGCCGUCCUGCGGAGGCGACAGGCCCGUCUGACACUCUCCAGCAACCCAUCGCUGCAUGAUUAUGAAUAUUGUUAAGGAACUCGGUCAUACUUAGCUUAAUUUUGUGACAGUAUUAUACAGCAGGUUUGGAGGGGGCUAUUUUGAUAUAUUGUGUAUAGUGAAUGUAUUGUUACGUCUCCUGUAAGUGCUUUAAAUUAUAUUUUCGUAUGUGUGUAGAGAAUAAUGUACCAGUAUGUAUGAAGGCAAAAAGAGGAUAUGUUUUGGAACCGAAGGUGAUAUAUUCUGUCAAACUUUCCUUUAAAAAGCUGCUUCUUAAAUGUAAAUCUUAUUAAAUUUUAAAGUAUGAAAGGC
This is a messenger RNA of Paramormyrops kingsleyae, 2962 nucleotides long. It is a transcript of the gene jazf1b, whose product is annotated as JAZF zinc finger 1b. Gene Ontology annotation, cellular component: nucleus. Lineage: Eukaryota; Metazoa; Chordata; Actinopteri; Osteoglossiformes; Mormyridae. The record is from RefSeq and is a predicted model, not a curated record.